Messenger RNA from Chenopodium quinoa (quinoa), 645 nucleotides. RefSeq lists its product as uncharacterized. Lineage: Eukaryota; Viridiplantae; Streptophyta; Magnoliopsida; Caryophyllales; Amaranthaceae. The transcript has a single exon. The record is from RefSeq and is a predicted model, not a curated record. Bases 1 to 645 code for a protein of 214 amino acids.
AUGGAUGAGAAAGUGUGCAGUGUGGAGUCAAGAAAAGAUGAAAAGGGUGAGGAUGUAAAAAUUCUCAAAUAUGUUGCUCCACUGGCUUAUGAGGAAUUGAUGCCCUUCCCGCAAAGGUUGUCAAAAGCCGUGCUCGAUAAACAUUUUGGGAAAUACUGCGAGACUCUUAAGAAGGUAUAUGCUUCCAUUCCUUUUUCAGAUCUUUUAAUUCAAAUGCCUCAAUUUGCAAAAUUUGUGAAGAAUAUUAAAGAUCAACAUGAUGAUAAGGAAGUAAUAAAUGAGAAAUGCUCUACCCUUUUAAGUGAUAGCCUACCACCUAAGCUGCAUGAUCCUGGUAGUUUUACUAUUCCCUGUAUGAUAAACGAAAUAUUUUUUGACAGGGUUUUGUGUGAUUUAGGUGCUAGUGUUAAUUUAAUGCCUUAUUCAUUAUAUGAAAAAUUAGGUUUGCAAAAACUUAAACCUUCCCCUAUUUUUCUUCAAAUGGCUGAUAGGACUGCUAGACUCCCUAAGGGUGUGGUUGAAGAUGUAUUAGUUAAGGUUGGUGAACUUGUUUUUCCGGUUGAUUUUGUUGUUAUGGAUAUGAAGAAGACCAUAAGUUCCCGAUUAUAUUUGUUCGUCCAUUCCUUGCCACAAGUCAAGCUCUAA